Linum trigynum is the source of this 1050-nucleotide messenger RNA. The record is from the annotation of a GenBank genome assembly. Lineage: Eukaryota; Viridiplantae; Streptophyta; Magnoliopsida; Malpighiales; Linaceae.
AUGAGGGCGGGAACGGGCGAACGAAGGGAGAGGAUUGAGUUAGGCCGAAGAACGAGAUAUCAGGAGGAGGAAGAGGACGACUGGGGAUGCGAGGGGGACCCGCGAUUCUCGCAGCACUAUCACAGUGGGGCCCCAAGCUAUGGGAGGAAUGCCGGUUAUUCCCGGGGUGGUGAGGAAGAGGAUGACAUGGUGUUUAGAGCUAAACCUCCCACCAUUGAGUUUCCAAAAUUCAAUGGUCGUGAGGAUGUCGGUCUGUGGUUAUACUCAGCGGAGCGAUGGUUCAAGAACCACCCCACUAGGGAAGAACAAAAGGCUCAGCUAGCUUCCUUCUACUUGGAGGGAGAUGCACUACAGUGGUGGGAGUGGAUGGAGCGGACCUAUGCAGAAGCUCAUACGCUAAUCACUUGGCCUAUGUUUAAGGAGGAGUUGCGGUAUCAGUUCGGAAAAUCUGAAGGAUGGGCUCCGGAGCAGCUGGCCAAGCUGCGCCAGACAGGGACGGUGGCGGAGUAUAGGGCCGAGUUCUUCAAACUGGGUAACCAAUGCAAGGGCGUUCCAGAAGAGACAUUGGUGGGCCUAUGCAUGGCGGGACUCCGUCCGGAGAUUGCAGCUGCUGUCCGGGUAUUUGAGCCAGAUUCACUACGAGCUGUUUUCCGUCUUGCAGGUAAUAAGGAGGAGGAACUGGCUAGCUGGCGGGGAGUGAUAGGCCGAUAUCAGAAGCCGAGCGGAGGUGGAAGUGGGAGCGGGCCGAGUAGCGGGUCGGGGGUCCCGGCGCCGGGUCCGAGCACGGGAGGGGGUCCGAUGGCUGGUCCACCCACUGCGGCCAUUCGAGCGGUACCAAGGGCAUCGCCCAAGGGAUUUACUAGGCUAUCUCCUGCUGAGAUCGAGCAGAAGAGGCGAGAAGGAAAAUGUUUUAACUGCAGCGAAAGGUUCACCUUUGGUCACAAAUGCGGGAAGCCUGAUCUAAUGUUCUUGGUGGGGCGCUGGGAAGAUGAGGCCGAGGAUGAAGCCGCAGAGGACUCAGGAGCGGGGCAAGAGAAGCUUCAACCUUGA